CAUCUCUCUUUCACUCACUCUCUCUCUUUACUUCUCUCUCUCUUUUUAUUUUCUUCUCUGAAUCCUCCACAAAACCCAUCUUUUAUCUCCCACUUUUGCCUUGUCAUUUAAUCUCUCUUCACGUUCUUUGGCUUCAACCCAUCUUUUCUAACCUCGUCCUCCCCCUUUCUAUUGUGGUUUUUUUGCUUCAAAGUUACUGCUUCAUAUGUUUUUUCACUAAGUUGAAAGGGUCAUUUAAUCCGUGAAGGGGGAGCAAAACAAGUAUAAGAAUAGAGGAGAAACCACUGCUUUCUGCGUGUGCCAUUUCGUGAAAACUCUCCCAUCUUUUUUAACUCUUCUGGACAAAGCUUUUGUUCUUGUGUUGUGUCUUUUUCAGUGCGCAAGUUAAGAAAAACUAAACCAGUAUGCCUAUUAGGCAAAUGAAAGAGAACUCAGAGCAACACCUUGUGAUCAAGAAUCACUUGCAAAACACUAUGAACCCAGUUCAAAGAGCACCUAAAACUGCACAAAACGGCAAAGGUCCUCCAGCAGCUCAUGAACCACAGAACACGAAACUGCCUCAUAACCAAACCUCACCUCCCACAAAGAAUAAAGGAAGAAGAAGAGGAAGAGGUGGUAGAAAAUCUGACCAAGGAGAUGUUUGUAUGAGACCAAGUUCAAGGCCCUGCACUGUAGCACAUAAGCCAGUGAAUCCAGCUGCUGGUGAUCUUGUGGCUGCAUCUUCAAAUGGGCCUAUUCAGAAUGGUCAUAAUUUGCGCGGAAUGGAAAUGGGGUUUCCUACUUCUAGCAAGUCUUCGAAUUUUGCCCCUAGACCUGGUUAUGGUCAAGUUGGGACAAAGUGUAUUGUAAAGGCUAACCAUUUCUUUGCAGAGCUACCGGACAAGGACUUAAACCAGUAUGAUGUUACAAUAUCUCCUGAAGUGGCAUCCAGAAUGGUGAACAGAGCUAUUAUGGCAGAGCUUGUAAGACUGUACAAAGAAUCAGACCUAGGAAUGAGAUUGCCUGCUUAUGAUGGCAGAAAGAGUCUGUACACAGCUGGUGAACUUCCUUUUGCAUGGAAGGAAUUCAUCAUCAAGCUUGUAGAUGAAGAGGAUGGCAUCAAUGGCCCCAAAAGAGAAAGAGAAUACAAAGUGGUAAUAAAGUUUGUUGCACGAGCAAACAUGCAUCAUUUAGGCCAAUUUCUAGCUGGUAAGCGUGCUGAUGCUCCACAAGAAGCUCUGCAGAUUCUUGACAUUGUAUUACGAGAGCUAUCAAUGAAGAGGUACUGUCCUAUUGGGAGAUCCUUCUUUUCACCAGAUAUUAGAGCACCACAAAGGCUUGGUGAUGGUUUGGAGUCAUGGUGUGGUUUUUACCAGAGUAUUAGGCCUACUCAAAUGGGCUUGUCUCUGAAUAUUGAUAUGGCGUCAGCUGCAUUCAUCGAGCCUCUCCCUGUAAUAGAUUUUGUUGCUCAGCUUCUAGGCAAGGAUGUAUUGUCAAGGCCAUCGUCCGAUUCUGAUCGUGUGAAGAUUAAAAAGGCACUCAGAGGAGUGAAAGUAGAGGUAACUCAUAGAGGGAAUGUACGAAGAAAAUAUCGCGUUUCAGGAUUGACUUCUCAGCCUACUAGAGAACUAAUGUUUCCUGUUGAUGACAACUCAACCAUGAAGUCUGUUGUUGAAUACUUCCAAGAGAUGUAUGGCUUCACAAUUCAGCACACACAUCUACCUUGCCUUAAAGUAGGAAACCAGAGGAAGGCAAACUAUUUACCUAUGGAGGCUUGCAAAAUUGUUGAGGGGCAGCGAUACACAAAAAGACUGAAUGAGAGGCAAAUUACUGCUCUCUUGAAAGUCACAUGCCAAAGACCAAGAGAUCGGGAAAAUGACAUUUUGCAGACAGUUCAACAUAAUUCUUAUGAUCAAGACCCUUAUGCAAAGGAGUUUGGAAUCAAAAUCAGUGAAAAACUUGCCUCAGUUGAGGCGCGAAUCCUUCCUGCCCCUUGGCUGAAAUAUCAUGAAACUGGAAAAGAAAAGGAUUGUCUGCCUCAAGUCGGGCAGUGGAAUAUGAUGAACAAGAAAAUGAUCAAUGGGAUGACUGUAAACCGAUGGGCAUGUAUUAACUUCUCACGAAGUGUGCAAGAGAGUGUUGCUCGAGGGUUUUGCAAUGAACUUGCUCAAAUGUGCCAAGUCUCUGGCAUGGAAUUCAAUUCAGAGCCUGUUAUUCCAAUCUACAGUGCCAGGCCUGAGCAAGUGGAAAAAGCUUUGAAGCAUGUUUAUCAUGCAUCCAUGAAUAAAACCAAAGGAAAAGAACUGGAGCUUCUAUUAGCUAUAUUGCCUGACAACAAUGGAUCGCUUUAUGGUGAUCUCAAGCGAAUAUGUGAAACUGAUCUAGGCUUGAUAUCACAAUGCUGUCUCACAAAACAUGUCUUCAAGAUCAGUAAACAGUACUUGGCUAAUGUGGCACUUAAGAUCAAUGUUAAGAUGGGUGGCAGAAACACUGUUCUUUUGGAUGCUAUCAGCUGUAGAAUACCAUUAGUUAGUGACAUACCAACCAUAAUAUUUGGAGCAGAUGUCACUCACCCAGAAAAUGGAGAAGACUCCAGCCCCUCAAUAGCAGCUGUAGUAGCAUCACAAGACUGGCCUGAAGUGACAAAAUAUGCCGGACUAGUUUGUGCUCAAGCUCAUAGACAGGAACUCAUACAAGACUUGUACAAAACAUGGCAGGAUCCUGUACGUGGCACUGUUAGUGGUGGCAUGAUCAGGGAUCUUCUUGUAUCUUUUAGGAAGGCAACAGGGCAGAAGCCGCUGAGAAUCAUAUUUUACAGGGAUGGUGUAAGUGAAGGGCAAUUUUAUCAAGUUCUGCUGUAUGAGCUAGACGCAAUCAGGAAGGCCUGUGCUUCUCUAGAACCAAACUAUCAACCACCGGUGACUUUCAUUGUCGUACAAAAGCGACACCACACCCGAUUGUUUGCUAAUAAUCACAGGGACCGAAGCAGCACAGACAAGAGUGGUAACAUUUUGCCUGGCACUGUUGUUGAUUCUAAAAUCUGUCAUCCAACAGAAUUUGAUUUUUAUCUUUGCAGCCAUGCUGGUAUUCAGGGGACAAGUCGGCCUGCACACUACCAUGUUCUUUGGGAUGAGAACAAUUUUACUGCAGAUGGAAUACAGUCUCUAACAAACAACCUUUGUUACACAUACGCAAGGUGCACACGCUCAGUCUCUGUUGUUCCUCCUGCAUAUUAUGCUCAUUUAGCUGCAUUCCGUGCCCGGUUCUACAUGGAACCAGAGAUGCAAGAGAAUGGCUCAACAGUUGGAGGUGCUGGUCACACAAAAGGUACAAGGGCAGCUGGAGAAUCCGGGGUGCGGCCAUUGCCAGCCCUGAAGGAGAAUGUGAAGAGAGUUAUGUUCUACUGUUAGAAUGGAGAGAUGUUGAUGGUAAUCAAGUGAGGUGGGAGAUGCAGCAAUCAUGAAUAGGUUUCCAGUUCUUAAUUUUCCGUGUAUAGUUGUCAUAUUAACGCAUGAUUGCAAGGUCUUCCAAUUUAGGUAGUGAUAAAAUGUCCAAAACAUGGGGAGGCAUGACCACUAAUCUUGUCCCCUGGAGUUCCUGCCCUUCAUGGAUAGAAUGUCAAACUAGGCUAUGUAAAGAAAUGUUUAUUUAGAAUCAAUCUAAAUUUAGGAAAUUUUGGUCAAGACCUAUA
Molecule: messenger RNA, 3670 nt
Organism: Theobroma cacao (cacao)
Lineage: Eukaryota; Viridiplantae; Streptophyta; Magnoliopsida; Malvales; Malvaceae
Gene: AGO10
Product: Stabilizer of iron transporter SufD / Polynucleotidyl transferase
Molecular function (GO): protein binding; RNA binding
Source: RefSeq, a predicted model, not a curated record